Lycium ferocissimum is the source of this 2573-nucleotide messenger RNA. Its product is annotated as large ribosomal subunit protein mL102 (rPPR5). The transcript has a single exon. Gene Ontology annotation, molecular function: protein binding. The coding region runs from base 79 to 2244 and encodes 721 amino acids. Lineage: Eukaryota; Viridiplantae; Streptophyta; Magnoliopsida; Solanales; Solanaceae. The record is from RefSeq and is a predicted model, not a curated record.
CAUGGUUUAGUUUCAUGUCCCAUUUCUCUUCAUCAUUUACACAUCACAACACACCCAAAUUCAACAACGAAAAAAAAAAUGGCUUCUUUGUAUGCUUCAAGAGCAUUGAAGAAGCACUCACCUACCCCACUAUCCUUAAGGUCAACAGCAACAUCUUUCUUUUACUACUCCUCCCAAUCCCUCAAUGAAAACCCGAAUCCUAAGAAGCAAGAAAAGAUAGAAGAUCUCAUUUGCAGAAUGAUGUCAUCACGCGCUUGGACAACACGUUUGCAAAACUCCAUUCGUAAUCUUGUUCCUUCAUUUGAUAACCAACUUGUUUACAAUGUGCUACACAGUGCUAAAAAUGCUGACCAUGCUUUACAGUUCUUUAGAUGGGUUGAAAGAUCAGGUCUUUUAAAGCAUGAUAAAGAAACACAUUUCAAGAUUAUACAAAUUCUUGGUAGAGCUGGUAAACUUAAUCAUGCUAGAUGUAUACUUCUUGAUAUGCCUAAUAAAGGUCUUGAUUGGGAUGAGGAAUUAUGGAUUUUAAUGAUUGAUAGUUAUGGUAAAUCAGGGAUUGUUCAAGAAAGUGUUAAGUUGUUUCAAAAAAUGGAAGAGUUAGGUGUCGAGAGGAGCGUUAAUUCGUAUAACGCGUUGUUUAACGUGAUAACGCGUCGUGGGAGGUAUAUGAUGGCGAAAAGGUAUUUUAAUAAGAUGGUUAAUGAGGGUAUCGAACCGACCAGACAUACGUAUAAUCUUUUGAUUUGGGGCUUCUUUUUAUCGUCGAAAUUGGAUACUGCUAUUAGGUUCUUUGAGGAUAUGAAGAGUAGGGAGAUUACGCCUGAUGUUGUAACUUAUAAUACUAUGAUUAAUGGGUAUAAUCGGGUUAAGAAAAUAGAAGAGGCGGAGAAGUAUUUUGUGGAAAUGAAGGGGAGGAAUAUAGAGCCGAAUGUGAUUAGUUAUACAACGUUGAUUAAAGGGUAUAGUUCGGUUGAGAGAAUAGAUGAUGCAUUGAGAUUGUUUGAAGAGAUGAAGAGUUUUGGUAUUAAACCAAAUGCUAUUACGUAUUCGACACUGUUGCCUGGUCUUUGUGAUGCUAAGAAAAUGUCUGAAGCUCGGUCGAUUUUGAAAGAGAUGGAAGAGAAGUAUAUUGCACCUAAGGAUAACUCUAUCUUCAUAAAGUUAAUCUCCGGACAGUGUGAGGCAGGUGAUUUAGAUGCUGCUGCUGAUGUUCUAAAAACUAUGAUCAGAUUAAGUAUUCCCACUGAGGCUGGACAUUACGGUGUCCUAAUUGAGAAUUUCUGCAAGGCUGGUAUUUAUGAUCGAGCUGUCAAGUUUCUGGAUAAGCUUAUUGAGAAAGAAAUCGUCCUGCGACCGGAGAGUAGUUUAUCUAUGGAACCGAGUGCGUAUAACCUGAUUAUUGAUUACCUAUGCAAUAAUGGCCAGACGAGCAAGGCUGAAACUUUUUUUAGACAGUUGAUGAAAACUGGGGUUCAAGAUCCUGUUGCCUUCAACAAUAUUGUCUGUGGGCACUCAAGAGAAGGGGUUCCUGAUUCGGCGUUUGAAAUUUUGAAGAUUAUGGGGAGAAGAAAGGUUGUUUCUGAUGGUAUUUCUCACAAUUCACUUGUGGAGUGCUAUCUGAAGAAAGGGGAGCCUGCCGAUGCUAAAACUGCUUUGGAUAAUAUGCUUGAAAACGGACAUGAACCGGACUCCUUGUUGUAUAGAUCAGUGAUGGAGAGCCUGAUGGGAGAUGGAAGGGUUCAAACAGCAAGCCGAGUGAUGAAAGUCAUGUUGGAGAAGGGAGUGAAAGAACAUAUGGAUUUAAUUUCUACAAUAUUGGAAGCCCUACUAAUGAGGGGACAUGUCGAGGAGGCACUUGGAAGAAUUGAAUUGUUGUUGCACAGCAGUCUCUCACCUGAUCUUGAUGGUCUCUUGUCGGUUCUAUGCGACAAAGGAAAGACUAGUGCUGCUCUAAAGCUGUUAGAUUUCGGUUUAGAGAGAAAUUGUGACAUAGACUUUUCAAGCUAUGAUAAGGUGUUGGAUUCUCUUGUAGCUGCUGGGAAGACACUUAAUGCCUAUUCUAUUUUGUGCAAGAUGAUGGAGAAAGGAAGAGUUGAAGAUCACAAGAGUUGUGAAGAGUUAAUUAAGAGCCUCAAUGAUGAGGGAAACACAAAGCAAGCGGAUAUUCUAAGAAGAAUGAUACUCAGAAAAGAAACAACACUUGACAGUAAGCAAGGGAAGAAAAAGACGGCCAUGGCUACAUGAUUCCUCUAAUUUUGCUAUUAGUUACAGGUUAGAAUUUAUGAAUCACGUUAUGUGAAAGAUGAUGACGGGAAUUUUGUUUUGUGGCAGAAUAAUCUCAGAAGUCAUUUGACAUUUUCCCUUUUUAAGCUUUUGCAUUUUGGAGUCAGAUAUUAUAUGUUUAUUUAUGCAGGAAUUCUUCUUUUAGAUGUGCAAUUGUAAGGAAUGUGGUUUGAGGUCUGAUGACAUCUACGAUCUGAUCUGCCAUCAAAUUGUUUUAACUUCUUAUGAGAGGCUUCUUUUUAAUCUACUUUUAUCUCUUGUUUUAGUGAAUAUAACAUAAACUUUUGUUU